This is a messenger RNA of Medicago truncatula (barrel medic), 1774 nucleotides long. Its product is annotated as VAN3-binding protein. The coding region runs from base 169 to 1626 and encodes 485 amino acids. Gene Ontology annotation, biological process: phloem or xylem histogenesis; auxin-activated signaling pathway; leaf vascular tissue pattern formation. NCBI's taxonomy places the organism in Eukaryota, Viridiplantae, Streptophyta, Magnoliopsida, Fabales, Fabaceae. The record is from RefSeq and is a predicted model, not a curated record. The transcript is spliced from 7 exons.
CAAAGUACUUCAUCACAUGCUGUUUGACCAUUCCUUAUUACUCAUCCACCCCACUUUUUCAUUUGCUGACCAAAACAUUGUCCUUAUUCACAACACUACAUCACCAUUUAAACCCUUCCAUGCUACUACUACCAUACUCUAAGCCAUAACAACAUUCAAAUCAAAAAAAUGGAACCAAAGUUAACUAUCCAUUGUCACAGAAAUGAGUUCCUUCCAACAACAAACAAUGGCAAUACACGUUUGCCAGAGAGUCCUAGAAUACCAAUGGAGUUUCUUUCAAGAUCAUGGAGUGCCUCAGCUUUUGAGGUCUCUAAAGCAUUGUCACCUCAACCACCACCCCCUCCUCCUCCUUCUAAGGCUUCUACUAACUCUAUUCCUGAAGAAACUAUUACUACUCUUUCUCAAGAAUUCUCAAACAUGUGUGGAAAUCAAUUCUCUUUUGCUACUUCAACUACUUCACAGCUUGUCCUUGAACGUAUCAUGUCACAAUCCGCAAGAGAGGAAGUGUCUCCAUUAACAUCAGGUAGAUUGUCUCAUAGCAGUGAACCAUUAAAUGGUGGUUCUUUAACAGGAACAGAUAGUCCACCAAUUUCUCCUUCUGAUGAGUUUGACGAUGUUGUUAAGUUUUUUCGUGCAAACAAUUCCAUACACCCUUUAUUCAAUGGUACAAGAGCAAUGAGUAGUGGAAUUGGCAAUGCAACUCCUUGUUCAGGACCUAAAACAGUAGGAAGAUGGUUGAAAGAAAGAAGAGAAAAAAAGAAAGAAGAAAACAGAAGCCAUAAUGCUCAACUUCAUGCUGCUAUUUCUGUAGCUGCUGUUGCUUCUGCAGUUGCAGCUAUCACUGCAGCAACAGCAGCAUCAACUACACCUAAUAAGGAUGAGAAAAUGGCUAAGACUGAUAUGGCUGUGGCUUCUGCAGCAACACUUAUUGCUGCUCAAUGUGUUGAAGCUGCUGAAGCAAUGGGAGCUGAGAGAGAACACCUUGCUUCUGUUGUUAGUUCUGCUGUUAAUGUCAAAUCUCAUGAUGAUAUCACUACUCUAACUGCUGCAGCUGCCACAGCUCUAAGGGGGGCAGCAACAUUGAAAGCAAGAGCAUUGAAAGAGAUGUGGAAUAUUAGUACUGCAGUGACACCACUUGAGAAAAGCAUAGGAAUUGGAAUAUGUGGUGGUAAAGGUAAUAACAACAGUAGUUCUAGCACUAGUGAAAGUGGAGGAGAGGUUAUCAAUGCAGAUAAUUUUCUGAGUACUUGCAGCCAAGAACUUCUUGCUAGAGGAACUGAAUUACUCAAACGAACUCGCAAAGGUGAUCUUCACUGGAAAAUAGUUUCUGUUUAUAUACAUCGAACCGGCCAGGUGAUGCUGAAAAUGAAAAGCAGACAUGUUGCAGGAACCAUUACAAAAAAGAAAAAGAAUAUUGUGUUGGAUGUGUGCACAAAUUUACCAGCUUGGCCAGGAAGGCAUCUAUUAGAGGAUGGUGAAAAAAGAAGGUAUUUUGGAUUGAAGACAGAAUCAAGAGGUUUAGUUGAGUUUGAAUGUAGAAAUCAAAGAGAAUAUGAAUUGUGGACACAAGGUGUUUCAAGACUUCUUUCCAUUGUUUCACACAGGAAAAACAGAAAUGGAAUCUAAUAUUUGUUCCCAAUCUAGCCAAUGUUGACUACUAAACUUGUUUAAAAUCAAACUAUAUUAUAUUUAUGUAGUUAGCUUUGUUUUGCAAAUCCUAUAAGGGAAAUUAAUAGAUUUUGUAACAUUGGAAUGAGCAAUGAAGUGCUAGAAA